This is a messenger RNA of Eptesicus fuscus (big brown bat), 1470 nucleotides long. RefSeq names its product butyrophilin like 2 (gene BTNL2). Gene Ontology annotation, biological process: regulation of cytokine production; T cell receptor signaling pathway. The coding region runs from base 1 to 1470 and encodes 489 amino acids. NCBI's taxonomy places the organism in Eukaryota, Metazoa, Chordata, Mammalia, Chiroptera, Vespertilionidae. Gene Ontology annotation, molecular function: signaling receptor binding. The record is from RefSeq and is a predicted model, not a curated record. Gene Ontology annotation, cellular component: external side of plasma membrane. The transcript has 9 exons.
AUGGUGGACUUCCCGGGGUACAGCCUGCCGGGCGCGGCCGCCUCCUUCCUCUUCGUGCUGCUCACCAUGAAGCAGUCAGAGCACUUCAGAGUGAUUGGUCCUGCUCAUGGCAUCCUGGCCAGGGUCGGGGAAGAUGCCCUCCUCACUUGUCAGCUCUUCCCCAAGAGGAGCGCGGAGCACAUGGAGGUGAGGUGGUACCGCUCGGAGCCCGGCACGCACGUGCUGCUUGCACACCAGGACGGAGCUGAGGUGAGCGAGGUGCAGACGGAGGAGUACCGGGGCCGAGUGGAGUGGGUAGAGGACAACCUGGCCGAGGGAAGCGUGGCUCUGAAGAUGCACAACAUCCGACCCUCCGACGACGGGCAAUACUGGUGCCGUUUCCAAGAGGGGCACUACUGUGGAGAGGCCAGCCUGCUGCUCCAAGUGGCAGGUCUGGGGUCCGCCCCGCACAUCCACAUGGCGGGAUCCGUGGAAGGUGAGAUCCAGCUCGUGUGCACGGCGGAAGGCUGGUUCCCAGAGCCCCGGGUUCACUGGGAAGACUCCAGGGGAGAGAAGCUGCUGACUCUCUCUGAGCAUCACAUCCCAGACGAAGAUGGCUUGUUCCACGUGGAAGCCACGCUCGUGGUCAGGAUUGCCUCCGCGGACACUGUGUCCUGCUCCAUCCACAACCCUGUCCUCGCCGAGGAGAAGGGCGCAGUCCUCUCCAUCCCAGAGAAACUCCAAACUGAGCUGGCUUCCUUAAAAGUGAUUGGACCUUCCCAGCCCCUUCUUGUCAGAGUGGGUGAAGACAUACAAUUAACCUGUUGCCUGUCCCCCGAGGCUAAUGCACAGAGCAUGGAGGUGAGGUGGGUCCGAGCCCGCCAUUACCCUGCUGUUUAUGUGUAUAUGGAUGGGGACCAGGUGUCUGCAGAGCAGAUGGCAGAAUAUAGAGGGAGGACAGUGCUGGUGACGGACGCCAUCAGCGAGGGGAGGCUGACCCUGCAGAUACACGAUGCCAGGACUUCAGACGAUGGGCAGUACCGGUGCCUUUUUGAAAAAGACGGUGUCUACCAGGAGAACACCUUGGAUGUGAAGAUAGUAGGCCUGGGCUCUUCCCCGCGGAUCACCGCGGAGGGACUGGCGGACAACGGAGAGAUGCGGCUCCUGUGCUCCUCGGCAGGGUGGUUCCCGCAGCCCCGGGUGCAGUGGAGGGACCCGGAAGGGAAGCCGGUGCCCUCCUUUUCCCAGGCGCUGGCUCAGGGCAGCGAUGGGCUGUUCCAGGUGGAGGCCUUCCUUCAGGUCACAAACAGCUCUGCUGGGAACGUGACCUGCUCCGUCAGCAACCCCCUCCUCGGCGAGGAGAGAAUGGCCACGUUUUUUCUCUCAGACAGCAGGAUGACUUUUUCAUGGAAGAUACUGUUUCUCCUGGGACUGCCUGUUGUGGUGGUUGUCAGCCUGAUCCAGAUGAAGAGCUUUAAAAAAAGUGAAUGA